Closterium sp. Naga37s-1 is the source of this 1629-nucleotide messenger RNA. The record is from the annotation of a GenBank genome assembly. NCBI's taxonomy places the organism in Eukaryota, Viridiplantae, Streptophyta, Zygnematophyceae, Desmidiales, Closteriaceae.
AUGGCGGCAGCUCAGGUAGUCCCGGUCCCCGCGAUGGCGGGAGGAGGAGGAGGAAGAGGAGCGAAAGGCGAGACGUUUUCGGACACGAGCAGGAAGGACGAUAUUCGUCAGGCGAACAUCAUGGCGGCUAAGGCCGUGGCGGAUGCCGUGCGAACGAGCCUGGGUCCCCGGGGGAUGGAUAAGAUGCUCACCACGGCCACUGGAGAGGUCAUUAUCACCAACGACGGUGCCACGAUUCUCAACAAGAUGGAGGUGACACAGCCAGCGGCGAAGAUGCUGGUGGAGCUGUCCAAGUCGCAGGACAUCGUCGCAGGCGACGGCACCACCACAGUGGUGGUGGUGGCGGGUGCGCUACUGAAGGAGUGCCUGUCGCUGCUGGGGAAGGGCAUCCACCCGACAAUCAUCUCCGAGGCUCUGCACAAGGCUGCUAAUAAGGCCGCCGAGAUCCUCACCACCAUGGCGGUGCCGGUGGAGCUGUCAGACCGUGAAUCGCUCGUCAAGAGCGCCAGCACGUCGCUCAACAGCAAGGUGGUCAGCCAGUACUCGUCUCUGCUUGCCCCGCUAGCAGUCGACUGUGUUCUGCAGGUGAUGGACCCCAGCCACCCAGAUGUGGUGGAUCUUCGGGACAUCAAAGUGCUCAAGAAGCUGGGCGGCACGGUGGACGACACGGAGAUGGUGCGCGGGCUGGUGUUUGACCGCAAGGCAAGCCAUGCAGCAGGCGGGCCGUCGAGGGUGGAGAAGGCCAAGAUCGGACUCAUCCAGUUCCAGAUCUCGCCGCCCAAAACCGACAUGGAGCAGUCCGUGGUGGUCUCCGACUACACCCAGAUGGACCGCAUCUUGAAGGAGGAGCGCAACUACAUUCUUAACAUCAUCAAGAAGAUCCGCGCCACGGGCUGCAACGUGCUCCUCAUCCAGAAGUCCAUUCUGCGCGACGCCGUCACCGAUCUCUCGCUGCACUACCUGGCCAAGGCGAAGAUCCUCGUGGUCAAGGACGUGGAGCGGGACGACAUCGAGUUCAUCAGCCGCACUCUCAACUGCCUGCCUAUUGCUAACCCCGAGCACUUUCGUGUGGAGAAGCUCGGGCAGGCGGAUCUGGUGGAGGAGGUGCCUGUUGGGGAGGGUCGGGUGGUCAAGAUAACAGGUAUUCAAAACAUGGGGCGGACCAUGAGCGUGGUCGUCCGCGGGUCCAACAGCCUUGUGUUGGAGGAGGCGGAGCGCAGCCUGCAUGACGCGCUCUGUGUCGUGCGCUGCCUCGUCAACAAGCGGUUCCUCAUUGCGGGAGGAGGGGCGCCGGAGAUAGAGGUCAGCAGGCAGCUGGCGGCGUGGAGCAAGCAGCUGGAGGGCAAGGAGAGCUACUGUGCGAGAGCGUUCGCCCAGGCCCUCGAGGUGGUGCCGUACACGCUAGCGGAGAAUGCCGGGCUGAACCCCAUCUCUAUUGUCACAGAGCUGCGCAACAAGCAUGCCGAGGGGGAGGUUAGUGCGGGCAUAAACGUGCGCAAGGGAGCCAUCAGCAACAUGUUUGAGGAGAAUGUGGUGCAGCCGCUGCUCGUGAGCACAAGCGCCAUUUCUCUCGCUGCGGAGUGCGUCCGGAUGAUUCUCAAAAUCGACGACAUUGUCAUCACUAGAUAG